Messenger RNA from Aspergillus wentii DTO 134E9, 1549 nucleotides. RefSeq lists its product as uncharacterized. Lineage: Eukaryota; Fungi; Ascomycota; Eurotiomycetes; Eurotiales; Aspergillaceae. The transcript has 3 exons. The record is from RefSeq and is a predicted model, not a curated record. Bases 21 to 1517 code for a protein of 498 amino acids.
CCCAUUUGUAUCCAGACAAAAUGAAGAUUCAACAAAUAUGCCUGACCGCCAGCAACUGCGGCCAGUUCCGCUUUCCAGCAGACGUGGACCCUUCUAUCCAUCAACACGACUGGGAAUCAUACACAGCCAGUCUCCUCCGCUCCUGUCCGGAAUCAAUAUGGCCCCAGGGCUCUCCUACUGCCCAUUCGCUGCCCAUGCUGGUGACGGCUGAAGAUCAUAUCAACCCUCUUCGCGCUUUCCACGAUGCUCUCGUCGCAGCAAUUGUGGAUAUUGUCAAUCGGUGGUGGACCGACACCGCAGCUGAUUUUCCAGCGAGAAUGCCAAUCGAGCCUUAUGAGGAGAGUCUGUUAAGGUGGAUGAACACUCUACCAGCUGGCACAGUUGCUCCGUUUGAGAAAUGUCUGGGAUCAUGGCGACCAGACUUCCUCAUCGAGCAUGUCGCUGAUCCUUCCAGCAGCGAUGGCACCCGUGAACAGUUCCGGGUGUGUGAAAUCAAUGCUCGCUUCUGCUGGAAUGGCUAUCUGCAUGGAGCGUAUGGGCAGCAGGCCUUGGAUGAGAUGGGGGCAGAGGAAAGAGGGUUCCGGGGUGCGGCGGAUUGCGAAGAGACUCUGAACGAGCUAUUGAGUCUGUUUGACACGUCCAAACCCUUGCAUUUCCUCAAAGGAGAGGAAAAAGGAAUUGAUAUUCAUAUGUUCGCUCAUGCGGUCGAAGAGCGAACUGGCAUCCGUCCUAGAUUCAUCACCCCCGAGGAUCUCCGUCUUGUUCCAUCCAUCAAGGCACCUCUAGGACAAAAGCUGUGCUGUGUCGUUUCUCCAGAUGCAGAAACGUCACCGCAAUCGACCAUCUUCGAAUUCAACGGCGAGUGGCUCGAGGAAAUCUACCAGGUCAACCUGGAACUGCAUCAACGAGAGCUGCGGGCAAUGCCUACCAAGAUUCUCCGCCAUGUAUCGCUGCACUGCUUCAAUGACAUGCGCACCAUCUUCCUCGUGCAUGAUAAACGCAUGCUGGGGAUUAUCCUCCAAGAGCUCGACGUCCUCAUCAAUCGUCACGUCCUGACUCCAUCUCAAGCAGAUCUCCUCCGCGAGGGCAUCUCAACAACGUUCAUCCCAGGAUCUCCUGAAAUGGCCCAAUUCACACAAGACUCCCAGGUAAACCCAACUCUGAAAGAUGGGUAUAUCCUCAAGCCAAUCCGCAGCGGGAAAGGCGCGGGCAUCCUCUUUGGCGACGAGCUAUCGUGGCAAGACUGGCAGACAAAACUACAAACCUGUCAGCAGGCAACUCUUGCCCCCGGUCAGAUGAGCUACGUCGUGCAGCGACAUAUUCCCCAGGGCGUGUAUGAUGUUUGCAUGAAGAAUGACCACGAAAAGAAGCAGAUGCAGAUGGUUGGGACGUAUCAUGUCGUCAAUGGACGGUAUCUUGGUAUCGGGACGUGGCGUUGUAGUCCGGCGCGUAUCUGUGCUGUCUCUCGUGGGGGGUCGAUGAUAUGCUCUGUAUAUAUUGAUGAUGCUGCGAUGUAAAUGUUUAAUAAAUAAUAGGUGGUAAUAUCGUG